AUGCAUCCACGCGCGAGGCUGCUUUCUUCGUACAUGCGGAGGCUGCCGCUACUCAAUCAACAUGUUCGAAGCUUCGGCAGCGCGCCAUCCGGCGGACGUCCAUCAAUGGACUUGUAUAUUCCCACACCCUACAUCGAGGAGACCUCGGAAGGGGAUAUCUUUUCCAAGCUCCUGCAGGAACGAAUUAUCUGUUUAAAUGGCGAGAUAAACGACUACAUGUCCGCAUCUAUUGUUGCUCAGCUGCUAUGGCUUGAGUCCGACACCCCCGACAAGCCGAUUACAAUGUACAUCAACUCUCCAGGCGGCUCCGUCACCUCGGGAAUGGCCAUAUAUGAUACCAUGACUUAUAUCAAAUCCCCUGUCUCGACCAUCUGUGUCGGCGGCGCAGCAUCCAUGGCCGCGAUUCUCCUCGCUGGCGGCGAAGCCGGCAAGCGGUUCGCCCUACCACACAGCUCUAUUAUGAUUCACCAGCCUCUCGGCGGAACACACGGCCAGGCCUCGGAUAUUCUCAUCUACGCAAACCAGAUUCAACGUAUACGCGAGCAGUCGAACAAGAUCAUGCGAUACCAUCUCAACACAGCAAAGGGCCACGACCGAUAUAGUAUAGAGGAGAUCAACGAUAUGAUGGAACGCGACAAGUAUCUGAGUGUAGAGGAGGCACUUGAGCUAGGUGUCAUUGAUGAGAUAUUCACGAAGCGAAGCGACAAGGACGAAAAAGAGGGCAAGGAGGGGGAAGAUGCUGUCAAGACGCCUUGA
Molecule: messenger RNA, 756 nt
Organism: Clonostachys byssicola
Lineage: Eukaryota; Fungi; Ascomycota; Sordariomycetes; Hypocreales; Bionectriaceae
Source: the annotation of a GenBank genome assembly